UUUUACUUUAUUCUGCAAUAUUGUCGGCGAAUAAUUGUUGCAAAUCAUUUUUAUUUUACUUCGUUUUUCGAUAUUAUCAAUAGUUACUGAAAAUUAUUUUCGUUUUAAUGUAUCUCUCGAUAUCGUCGGCAAUAAUUUGUUACAAAUUAUUUUUAUUUUACUAUAUUCUGUAAUAAUUACUGCAAUAGUUACGUUUUUAUUUCAAAUUAUUUUCCAAUAUUGUCAACAAUCAUUGUUGCAAAAGAUCAUUUUUAUUUCACUUUGUUUCGCAAUAUUUUCAACGAUAAAAAUAAAAUUACGUUCCUUUUGAAUAUCGUGAAUAAUAAUUCUAACAAAAUUGAGAUUCUUAAACGUACAAAUGUAUGACGAAAAAAAUGAUAAAUGAAUUUGAUAAAAUUUUUAUUGGACGAUGUUUUUACAUUGAUAUUAAUCCGAUUAGAAUCGUUUUACGAGGUCUUACGUCACGAAUUUUCAUAUUUCGGAAUCAAUUUCCCAACGCUUACGUCGUCGUAAGCUCGCGAGAAUUUCUGGACAUUGAAAAUCAAUGCCAAUGUUCAGCUGGGGUAGAAAUUAUUGAGAGAGCGAGAGAGAGAGAGAGAGAGAGAGAGAGAGAGCAAAAGAAUGAGUAGAGGGGUGAAGAGAGAAGGGAUGGUUACGGGACAAAGAACGCAGUACCGGCAUAUUGAUCUGUCGUUCCCAGACGGUCUGAACCGUCUGCCACCGAACGAAUCCGAAUUUAAAGCGAGCGACGAUGGUCACAUGACUAUGAUAAAAAUUCAACGGUAAAUUUAUUCCAUAAUUUUUCAUCACCUAUUUUUUUUUCUUUUAGAUCAUACAACAUUAAUGAGUUCAUACAAAUUAAAUAUAAUGCAGUAAGGAAAAUCAUCCUUGUCCUUCAAUGAAGAAAAGAAACAAAUGUUUUAUAUAUAUAUAUAUAUAUAUAUAUAUAUAUAUAUAUAGUGUAAAUAGAUAUGUGUGUGCAUUAUAACCAAAUGCGCCAUUAUGUCGUAUGACAUUUCUUUUUCAUUCACGUACUUAUUAAUAUUUACUCAAAAUGAAAAAUAAUGUAACGAGCUUUAAAUAUAGUAAUUAAUAGUAAUUGAAGUGUUAUAAUUAUUUCAUAGAGAAAAAAGAAAAAAAAAUAUAUAUAUAUAUAAAGUAUAUUCGAAAUACGCGUGGCUCAAUAUUCUCAUCGUUCGCGUUAAUCAAAAAAGAAAAAAGAAUUUAUUGAAAUUAAAAAUAAUCCAAUAAAGAUUACAUUGGAUUAUAAAAGUAAUUAAAAUUUUGUUCGUCUUUUCAUAAAAGGAUAUACGAUAUAAGGAUUUUUGAGGGAGGAAAAGAAACGCGCUCGCCAUGUCGUCACGCGCCAUUUUCUUUACGAUUCGCUUUGUUAAUUAAAUCAAAUGAAAAAUUCAUUGCGAUUAAAAAUAUUGCAAUGAAGAUUAAAUUUGAUUAGAAAAAUAAUUGAAAUAAUGUUCAUCGUGUCGUGAAAAAAAUAUAUAUAUCUAGGUGGAUGCUUUUUUAAGAAACGUGUCGCAAUGUCAGUGUCUUUUUUCUUUCUUUUUUUUUUUUAUUAAUACUCAUUAAUGACGAAUAAACGAUAGAAAAAAAAAGUAUUAUUCUGCAAUGCAAUUUUAUUCGAUUGUACAAUUUGAACAUGGCACAUGACUCGAGGUAAAGGAUCCUUCAGCUUUAAGGGUCAACAUACGCGAUCGUUACCGCUUAAGGAGUAUCGUCACACGACAGUUCGAACUAAGUAUUUCGUCAUCGUUCUUCUAUAUCACAACUUCGUAUCGGACUUGUCACGCGAUAUAUUUAUUUCAUUUUUUAAUUAAUAUUUUUAUAUAAGGGCAUCUCCUUAAAUAGAACAAACUAUUUUUAUUGUAUAUAUAUAUAUAUAUAUAUAUAUAUAUAUAUAUACACACACACACACACAUAUACAUUUUUUUCUCCUUCUAUCUCUCUAUCUCUCUCCAUCUCUCUCUGUUCGCUCGCAAUAAUUCAAUAAAAUAUUUAUAUGUUAAUGUGUACGUGCAGUUGAUAAAAAAUGAAUAGUUAAAUAUUUUUAAAAUAUCGUAAAUCUCGUGACGUAAGUCGAAGACUGAAUUUUACUUGACUUUUACGACUACAUUAAUAUUAACCAAUCAGAAUCCAAUAAAGUUUUAUGCUACGAUUUUGUACAUUUUGAAAUCUCAAUUUUAUACAUUAUAUAUAAAUACAUAAAUAUAUAUACAUAUAUUUCGAUGCACAUUCGCCAUGUUCCAUCGUCUUUAAAGCAUGCCGUGCAUGUGCGUACCUUCGACGUACUGUUAUUGAUCAUGGCGCAUUAAAGCCGGGAGACCUCUUGGAGAUACGUGGAGAUCAAUGACGUCUGCUUUAAUGACAUCAUUCUUUACUCGAAAAAACAAAACUUGCAAAAUUUAUUUCGAUAUUUUACAAUUAAUUUUUUCCUUCGAUUUUAAUAAUCGAAAGAAAGAAAGAAAAGGAAAGAAAAGAAUAGAGAAGAAAAAAGAAGAAAAGAAAGAAAAACAAUAUAAUUUAUGUAAUUCAAAUUGAAAAUAAUAUUAAAAGUUAAUUUUAUUUCGAGGAAAGUAUCAAAAUAAUUGAUAAAUUUUUUCGGCAGCCAUUUUUAUCGAAUGGGAUGAAUUUGAAAUCUGUUUCGUCGAAAAAAAAGAUAUAUAUAUAUAUACACAAACAUAUAUUUCUUUUUCUUAUUGAUUCAUAAAAUUUUUCUUAUCGUUUACGUGCACUAGGAAUAUUCGUACUAAACAGGUCGUUCCCUUUAAGGGUCGAUAACAGAGUGUAUAGAAAUCUUACGGUGCGGAACCAGAUGUGCAGAACGUUUCGCGACGUCGCAGAACAUGCUGGAUCGUUCCGCGACGCGGAACGUUCCGUUUCCGUUCGAAAGACCGCAAGAACAUUAAAUUACUGUCUUGUUAUCGUCGCCGAUAUAAUGAGACCACAAUACGAGAUAGAUGAACCAAAGAAAAAAAUAAGACAACGAAAAUCGGAUAACGAAUGUUAUUGCAAAAAACAGGAAAAUACCAAAGAAUCUCAAUAUUUUUAUCCCAGCACAACGAGUCUUAUCGAUCAUAGCUCUGUACAUUCUUCACAAUCUCGAAGAAUCUCAGAAGAAGUUGAAAAUUCAAGGGAAAAAACAAUUGAUCGAAGAUCUACAACUAUUGAUUUUGAUAUCGAAUUGUCGGACAAGCAAAUAUCCAAGACGAAUGACCUCGAGAGCCCAUUGUUUACUCCUGAUACACAAAGUGCAAUCGAGAAUGCAGAAAAAAUACUCGAAGAAGUACAACAUAAAAUAACAGAAGCUACUUGGCUAUAUUCUAAAACUGAAACUAAACGCAGAGUUAAAAAGAAGGAAAGGUAUACCGAUUAUCUGGAACCACCUUUAGAAGAUGAAAAAGAAGAAGUACUAUACAUACGCGAACUUGUGUCCUCAAAACUGAAAGAAAUCGAUCAUGGAGAGACCGAAAGCAACUCGGAAAGAGACGAGAUUUUGACAAAGAAAAUUACGGAAAAACGUGACAAAAGAAUUGCACGAUUGUUGGAACCAAAAUUUCGAAUUGCGAAAAGAUGUUCCAGCGAUAUUCUUUAUCGACAAAGAAAUCGCUAUUGUUGCGUACCUUACGAACAAGUCGAGCUUCAUAAUUCAAAAAGUACGAUCUCGAAAAAAGAUGAAACAACGAAAGAUGAUAGAGUCGAUGAUAAUAAACGUAAGAUAAAAACUUUAACGAUUCAAAAUGGUCCACCAUUAAAUAUCAAAAGAGAAUUGACGAAACAAAAUUUGGGCUACGUGAACAUAUCACCCGACGCAUCUUUCGUUCAUAAUAAUUCUAACGUUAAUAUUUACGAAUUCCGUCAUGAAUCUUGUAUAAAUAAUAAAUCAUUGAAAAAUAAUAAUACGAAUGAAUCAAGAAUGAAAGAAACGAUCGAUGAGAUCGAUGAAAGUUCAAAGAAUCGAUCGAUUAAUAAAAAGUUUAGAAUAAGAAAAAAACAAGACGAAAUUGAGAAAGAUAUAACACGAUAUAAAUCUAUUUCGAAGGACGAAGAUGAUUCUUAUUCUAAAGAUUUGAUAGACGAAAGGAGGAAUGAUCUAUCGUCCGAACGUGAAAUAAAUAAUGGACGGGAAGAGAAUAAAGAUCGAGAGAACGUUUCGAAACAUCUGCCAAGGACAGGUGUCGACUGUUUUCUUUCGAAUGGCGAACCAAACUCUUCUUCUUCUUAUUCGGAUCGUAUUAAACGUAUACCCUUAAAUAACCGAGAAAUUGUUAUUAAAAGCGUUAAUCCUUAUGCCGAUACAGUUACGUCAAAAAGAUUUAUAAAGGAAUUUGAGAAAAAGUAUACGAGUAAAUCUCACGAUGAUGAUGGUAAUGACGAGCGUGAUGAUCACGAUGACGGGGACGAUGAAAAUGUUAGUAAUUAUAGAGAAAGGAUCGGUAGAAAUCCGAGUGAAACUUCUUUAGAUAAUAUCAAAGAAAUCGAGGAAGAUAAUAUUAAGAUAUUAAAAAAAAAUAAAAGGACGGAGCAUGAGAAAACUUUUAAAAUGAUUCAUAAACAUGAUUUACAAAGGCACCAAGAGAAAAAAUUAUAUAACAAGAUCGACGAACGUUUUGAAAAAAUUUUUCAAAAAUACAGUUUAAAAAAUAAUUCAUCGUAUAAAUCAAAAGAUGAGAGAAGAAAUAUUUCAGAUGACAGUACGCAAGAUUCAGAUAAUAGUAAUUUUAAUGAGAUCGAAUUAAAUCCACCCUCGAUCGAAGAUUUCAAUGAUAUAUUCUUUCUCUACGAUAAAAUGAUCGAAAGUAUUUCUAAGGGUGAAAAGAAAUUAGAAGAAAUGUUAGAAGAAUUUCAAUUGAAAUUAUCUACUCAAUCGCAUAAUACUAAGUUACCUAAUAAUACUGAUGUUACACGUUGUAACUUAAUAGCCCUUAAAAGUGAUGAUACGAAAUUAAUGAAAUUAAAUCCUUCGGAACUUGUAUAUAAACAUAAAGAAAGUGAUGAAUCAACGUUAUCCUUAUCAAACGAAGCAAUAAUCGUUAUACCUAAAGAAGAUAAAUUACAAACUAAUCCGUGUAUCACAAAAGAUUAUUCGUCAUUUACUAAUAAAUUAUGUAAUUUAAGAGAGGAAACUUCGAAGAUUCUUACGUAUUCAUUGGAACAAAAACAAAAUGAUAAAUCGAUUGAUAAAAUUAUUACAUUAGAUAAGUUUAAUUUGUCUUCUAUCGAAUUAAACGUAGAAAAUAUUCCUGACGUAGAAAAUAAAACGUUAGAUAUUUUUUCUAAUAAUGGAAAAGUUAUGGCUUGUGUUCCUCUUUCAACAAAUUAUCGUUCUAAUAAUAUUGACGUCCUCGAAGAUUUGCAAAAGAAUGACGAAUCCAAUCAAACAUCAUUUGAUAAUGAGGCAUUACUUCUUCCUAGAACUUCAAAAUGUUUAUUGGAACGUCAAGAUCAAUUUGUCGAUCAUCUAUCUUUGGAGAAAAAAAUCAAUUUUGAACGUUCGAUAGUUAAUAGAUUAUCGAAUGUAGAAUAUAAUCCUUUGAUGUUACAAGAAUUAAUCAAGCAUUUGCAAAUGCUUUCGAAUGCGUACAAUCAUGAUAUUCCUACUAUUUUACAAAAAUUGUUUACUGAUACCAUGAACCGAGAAUCCGAUUUAAUCUUAGACUUUUUAUCUAUACAAAAACAUGAUUACGAAAAUGAAAAAAGUUGUUCGUUGAAAGCGGUUGUGCAAGAGAGCGAAUGCAAAGUGCAGGACGACGUUAUCUCUAAUACAAGUUCUCUCAACGAUACUGCAUACAAUCCUAUGCAAUAUAAUCAAAAAUCUAUUGAAAUUUAUCCAUUAAAUACCAUGGAGCUCAAAGAUAGCAAAAGUUCGAUCGAUGAAUUAAAACAAAAUGAAGUAUUAGAAAAAAGUACUCAGUACGAUAUUUCACACGAACAAGACAUUCUCGAAUGUGAAGAUCAAAUUGUUAAAGAUAUUUAUUUUGAUAAAAAAAUUGAAGAACAAGUAUCCGAUAAAAAAUCUGAAGUAGAAGAAUAUCCUUCAGAACAGAAACGAGAAAAUUAUUCAAACAGUACAAAAUUAGAUUUUACUAUAAAUGAUAAUACCGAUAAAAAUGAUAAGAGCUCUGAUAUAAAUAUGAUAGCUUUCAAUCCGCACUUGCCUACAAAAGUAAUUGAUAAGUUAUCAGAGGGUGAAGAUUUCAGUAAUACGUCCGAUGCAAAUAUUGAAAAUAUACCUGUUACACAUAUUACUACGACUUCAUCGGAAACGUCUCAUUCUGAAGGAGAAUUAUACUUGCCAAAUUCAUGUUCAUAUUCUCUUGGAGAAGUUAGAGUUAUGAAAAAUUCAGCAGCCAUAUGUAAUCGUGCCCUUGUUAGUAAUAGUACAUUGACUUAUUUAUGCGAUACUACGAGUUUAUUACAUUACAGCUCAGGCGAAGUAAGUAUAGAUAGCACUGAUAUUCUUUAAAAUAAAAAUAAUUUAAUCGUAUAUAUAUGUUAUGUAAAAAUAAUAUGUCUAAAUCAAAGUUCGCUACAUGUGAUCAAUUUUUGUAUAUUUUAUUCAUAAAAAAUAUAUGUACAUACAUGUAAAUAAACAAUUCUUAACUGGUAUAUUAUUAUCAUGAUAUAGCAAAUAUUACUAUAGAUAUUUGGAGAUUAUUAUCACCUGAAGAAACGUCCACCUGAUAAUAAGUAAAAAGGAACAUACGAAUGACCACGUAAAUUUCUAAGCUCUGUUAAUUACAAUAUGAAAUGGAAAAGUAAAAAGAGAACUUUAUAUACGAUA
Messenger RNA from Vespula vulgaris, 6799 nucleotides. RefSeq lists its product as uncharacterized. Bases 2831 to 6481 code for a protein of 1216 amino acids. The transcript is spliced from 7 exons. NCBI's taxonomy places the organism in Eukaryota, Metazoa, Arthropoda, Insecta, Hymenoptera, Vespidae. The record is from RefSeq and is a predicted model, not a curated record.